Wallemia mellicola CBS 633.66 is the source of this 2937-nucleotide messenger RNA. Its product is annotated as CBF-domain-containing protein. The transcript is spliced from 5 exons. The coding region runs from base 1 to 2937 and encodes 978 amino acids. Lineage: Eukaryota; Fungi; Basidiomycota; Wallemiomycetes; Wallemiales; Wallemiaceae. The record is from RefSeq and is a predicted model, not a curated record. Gene Ontology annotation, cellular component: nucleus.
AUGACUGCUAAUAAAUUUAAAAAACCGAAUAAAAAGGAUAAAAAGCAGUCAAAUAAACCUUCUAAUUUAGAUAACAAUACAUUUAAGCAAGAAAUUCUCGCUCUUGGUGGAGAUGACGAUGAUUUUAAGCUUUUAAACGGCGUAGAAAGUGACGAGGAAGCCACUUUUGAUAACGUAGACAACAACGAUCCUAAUUUACUCAAGGAUUUGAAGGAUCUCUACAAAUCUCUCGAUUUCAACUCUGUACAACCAGUCGAACGAGAAGAAGAUGAAGAGCAGGAUGAGAAUGAUGAGGAGAGUGCAGCCAGUGAAGGGGAAAAUGCAAACGGAAGCGUCGAUGGAAAUGAUAGCGAAAUCGCGAACGAAGAAGACAGUGAAGAAGAAGACGAAGAAGACGACGAAGAGGAUAGAGAAGAAGACGCAAAUGAUAUAGACCCACUCAGUGAGAUUGAUCCAGAAGGACCAUUUGCUCAAAUACCACAGUGGUUCCUCCAGCCGCUACCAGAACUCAAAAAGUCAAAACCAAAUCCAAAUAGCCAAUCUUCAACUGAUGGAAGAAUUCAACACGCUAAUAAACUGUUAGAGGACCUUCCAAAGAGUGCGCAAUCUAGCUCAGCUGUUUCUUCGUCAGAUAAAAAAUUCUUGGACCAAAUGUUGAAAUCUGGUACACUCAACGAUAGAGUAUCCGCAUUGGCCUUGUUGAUUGCUGAGUCACCCAUACAUGCGAUAUCCAGUUUGGAGGCUCUCAAGAAUAUGGCUUCAAAACCUAAGCGUGAGGAGGCACUUAGAGCUAUGAAGGCACUUGUUGAUUGGUUGGCUGGUCCACACGGUUUGCCUGCAAAUAGAAAAUUGAUCUACAUUGCUGAUCAGCCUAAUUUGACACAUCCAGGUGUUAAGGAUAAACAUCUUACCUUCUGGGCAUUCGAAAAUUGGCUCAAGGCGUACUUCUUUGAGGUGUUGCAAUUACUUGAGUCAUUCACCCAUGAUACUCUUACUUUCGUUAAACAGCAAGCCAUUAUGCUCAUCUUCCAACUCCUCAAGGACAAACCGGAACAAGAACACAACCUGCUUAGAUUGUUGAUCAACAAAUUAGGUGAUCCAUCACGUCAAGUUGCUUCAAAAGCAUCAAAUCAACUUCUUGUUAUUCUUCAAGCACACCCUGCGAUGAAAGGCAUCAUCAGUCGUGAAGUUGGUGACCUUAUCUUCCGUCCACAUAUUUCAGAAUCUGCCAAAUACUACGCGAUUAUUACACUUAAUCAGAUCAUGUUCACAAAAGCUGACACUGGUGUCGCAAACAAGUUAAUCGAAAUUUACUUUAACUGUUUCAAGGACUUCCUCAGAGAAGAAGAAGCAUACGUUAAAAAGACAAAAGAAGAUGCGAAGAAUGCGAAAAAGAACAAAAAGCAACAUGGCAAAAAUGAUAAGAAGGACAAGAAAGGCAAAAAAGAAGAAGCAGAGGAGGAUCCAGAGAUGAUCGAAGAGAAGAAAUCGAAGAUGAUUGCAGGUAUCCUCGCAGGUAUUCAUCGUGCUAUGCCAUAUGCGAACAUCGAGGAGAAGAUCUUCGACAAUUACAUGGACACCUUGUUUAGAAUAACCCACACUGGUACUUUCAAUAUUGCAAUCCAAGCCUUACAAUUGAUCAAUCAGGUAACCAUCAUAAAAGAAACAAUAUCCGAUCGCUUUUAUCGUACACUCUACGAAUCUCUCCUCGAUCAAAGAUUGAGUACAUCAUCAAAGCAAUCUAUGUAUCUUAACUUGCUGUUCUCAGCUGUAAAGAGAGACCCAUCUAAUGCCAGAGUUGCAGCAUUCGUCAAGCGUAUUUUGCAAAUGUUACUUGGUCAAUCACCUUCAUUCAUUUGUGGUGCAUUCUAUCACUUGAAUGGCUUAUUGUCUAGCCACCCAUCAUUGAGAGCAAUGUUGGAUGAUGGCGAAGAGAAUGAUGCUGGUGGAGUAGCAUCUACAUCUUACGAUAAAUUCAAACGCGAUCCACAAUACAGUAAUGCUCAGCAUAGCUGCCUAUGGGAGUUGUUACCAUUUACAAACCACUAUCACCCUUCUGUUGCGAUCCAAGCGAAACAGAUCCUUAACGGCGAAGUAGUGAGGACAUCCGCAGACUUGAAUCUUAACACAUUGAUGCACUUCUUGGAUAGAUUCGUAUACAAGAAUCCAAAGAAGGAUAUCAAACCAAAGGGUGCCUCCCUCAUGCAACCUAUUGCUGCUUCUGAUAGAUCACAAACAGUUGCUAAUGUUAAGGGUGCAACUCGUGAAUUGAUGGUCAAUAGUAGCGAGUUUAUGAAGAAGAAAGAGGAGAAUGUCGCACCUGAUAUGCUUUUCUUCCAUAAAUUCUUUAACCAACGCAACAAACGUCUCGAAGAGAAAGCAGCCAAGAGAGAUAAGCGUAAGAAGGGAUCAGAUGAUGAGGAUGAGGAAAGUGCCGAUGAUGAGCCUGACCAAGGUGAAGAUGUCGAUCUUGAUAAAGAUGAUGAUGAUGAUGAUGAUGUCGCUGAGGAUGGUUCUGAGAUGGAUGAAGAUGAAGUUUGGAAGGCUAUGCAAGCUUCUAUGCCAGGACAAGAAGAUGAUGAUAUCGAAGAGAGCGACGAAGACGACGUCGAUCCUGCCUUGAUGGAUGACAGUGAGGAGGAAGCUGAAGGAGAAGGAGAACCUGAACCUACCGCUGACGAUGAAGAGGAGGAAGAAGAAGACGAUGACGAUGACGACGAAGGCGGCCUUGAAGGAUUAGUCGACGACGAAGAUGACUUGUUAUCGGUCGACGAAAUGGAAUCAGAAGCUGGGGAGGAAAGCGAGGCUGAAGAGGAAGAAAGCCUCGGUAAACGCAAGCGUGACGACAAAGACGCAAAGAAGGCAGCUAAGAAAGCCAAGAAGGCCUUACCUACGUUCGCUAGCGCUGACGAUUAUGCUCAUUUGUUAUCAGAUUAA